This is a messenger RNA of Rhopilema esculentum, 1193 nucleotides long. The record is from RefSeq and is a predicted model, not a curated record. NCBI's taxonomy places the organism in Eukaryota, Metazoa, Cnidaria, Scyphozoa, Rhizostomeae, Rhizostomatidae.
UAAUCAAGACUUAAUUAGACAUAAUGUUCAGCGCAUCGUCUGAAAAAUGUUUCAACAUAAAGAGAAAGUAGUUAAUCGAAAAGAGUUGAUUGAAAAAAUUAGUCUUUUCGAAACCUAUUGAUACAUAGAAAUCUUAAACAGUCUUUUCAUCAGAAAAUGAAUCUAGUAUAACCAUGAAACAAAAACCACCUGCAGAUUUGGUAAACCAUUCUUUCUGGUGAGAAUGUUCGGUUAAAUUACAAAUCAUCAACAAAUUUAACAAACCUAUUUCAAUUUUGAUUGAAGUAAGACGCUGCUGAAAUGAAGAAGCAUAGUUCAGUAGCAAAGGCAUAUAUCAUGUCAAUCAAGGCGGUAAUUUUGUCAAUUUCCGUUGGCUGUAAUCUUGCGACAAUAUUGCGAGAGAGCUGCAAGUAUUAUGGAGACUUUAACAUUGUUUUAAAAGACAUGGCAGUGACAGGCAAUGUGUUAAGAACAUUUUCCGGGAAAACUAAGCGGCAAUGCACACUCGAGUGUAUGUCAAGCCUUGAGUGUAAAUCACUGAACUUUAAAGAAGACGGUGGACAAUGCGAGCUGCUUGAUCGAAAUUUGACAUCAAGUAUGACAGCUAUCAGCAAAAGAAUUGGGUGGGUGUACAUGACAACAGAUGAAAAAGCUUCUAAUGUUGGUCCACGGUGUGCAUUUUUGUCUCCUUGCCAAAAUGGUGGCAAAUGUGUGGAUACAUGCACUGAAGAUGGGUUCAAGUGCCAAUGCAAAGAAAUGUUUACAGGCAAAUAUUGCGAAAAUGAAAGAAGUUUUGCCAGUUGCCAAGCAGCCUACGAAGCGGGUUAUCGCAAUGAUGGUGUUUACUUGCUUUCAAACAUUGGACACCAUUAUUGUGUUCUGAACGGGACAACGACUUGUUGCGGCGUUGGAGGUUGGACACUAGUGUUAAAGACGGAUGGAAGACUGGUAAGAACAACUUUGCUACAAAAAUCGCUUAUUAUCAGGUCAAGAACCAAACAGAAAAUUCAGCUUAAUGCAUAGAUUAAUAGCAUUUUUUGGACAAUUAUGUGGGUAAAUAUUUUCGAAAUGCUUCUAUGGACACAUUCAUUGAAAAAGGUAAUAACAAUUUUGUAUCAGUUCGAGGAGUUGAGAGAGAGCGUAAGAAAUCUAUAUCUUAUGAGAUUGUUCUAGUUCUCCGUAUUACAGAUAAG